CCCCUCGCGCCUUGCGCCGCCCGGUCGCCGUGGGCACCUGAAAGCGCCGCGGCGCCGGGAGAUCCAGCAGCUAACUCUACCGAGGCCCGAGGAUGGAGCUGCCGGAUCCGGUCCGCCAGCGGCUGGGAAACUUCAGCCGGACCAUGUUCAGCGACUCUAACCGGACCGGGCCGGAGUAUAGCGAGGGUCCGGAUAAUGAAAUGGUUUCCAGUUUGGCAUUGCAGAUGUCACUUUAUUUUAACGCUUACUUUUUCCCACUUUGGUGGGUGAGCAGCAUCACGAUGCUUCAGGUGAAGUAUUCAGUCUUGCCUGAUUACUACAAAUUCAUUGUGGUCACUGUCAUCAUCCUAGUCACCUUAAUUGAAGUCAUAAGGUUGUACCUGGGCUACAUGGGGAAUCUGCAGGAGAAGGUUCCUGAGUUGGCUGGCUUUUGGCUUUUGAGCCUUUUACUGCAGUUGCCUUUAAUUCUUUUCCUGCUCUUUAAUGAAGGCCUAACGAAUCUGCCCUUGGAAAAAGCAGUUCACAUCAUCUUCACUACAUUCCUUACUUUCCAAGUCAUUUCAGCAUUUCUCACCAUGAGGAAAAUGGUAAACCAGUUGGCAACUCGUUUCCACCUCCAGGACUUUGACCGGCUCUCUGAGAGCAGAGGAGGCAUGAGAAGAAUGAGAUCCUGUCUAGAAGAGAUUUGACCCAGUGCUGAUGAGUGGAAAUCAGAAAGAUCAUUCCAGAAGACUGCAAGAGUUAGAACACCAGAGGGCUAGCAUGAGAAGGACAAAUCAAGUGUUGAAUUGUAUACUCUCUAGCUCUGAAUUUCCAAGGCUGGGGGCAACAAUAAGACUGUCUGUACAUCACAUGAAAGCAGUAAAUCAACCCUAAAGCCUACCUGUUGUCUACGUGAUGCCAGAUAUCUUCAUUUUGUUGUUGUUGUCGACUUCUUCAGGUAUGUAGAAGUCUGUAUUGGGGGUAUUACAUCCUGACUAUAAUAUUUCUAGUUAGUACCUGGAGCUAGAAUGGUGUAUGUUUCUUUUAAACUUGGCAGUACACGUGAAGCACAUGGAAAUGCUUGUCAGUAUUCUGAUGUAUUAGACUACAUUUUGUAAACCAACACACCAAAUUCUGAUGUCUGCUAGGGUUGAAUUCUAACCCUAGUCUUAACUGUUAUACUAGAGUUAAGGAGAAAAUAGGUGGAUUAUCAUGGCAUCUAGGAAAUAUUUUUAUCCUAAAAGUGUAACUUUCAUAAAACCACAUUCAGUAUUUAUGGUGGUGGUGUGCAGAAUGUCUUUAUAAUUAUAAGAUAUUUAUGUUAAAAUGUCUGUAGAACUCAUUCCUGUACAGUUCUUUUAGGCUGUGGGUUUGUUAUUUUUAUGACAGGGUUGCCAGAGAAGACAAAAAGUAGAUGUAUCAGAUAGUCUUCCAUGUAGUGGGCACUGGACUAGGCACGUGAACCCUUGUGAUCUCAGCUACUAAAUCGUUAGUCACUGAACUGCUUCAUACACAGUAAAUUCACAUGAAAAUUGAUCUGAAAACCAGGGUGCCUGUUAGUACACAGAGCUAGGAUGGCCAGAGGGGCUCCACUCAUGAUCUUAAAUGGGUGUGUUCCCUUGCUAAUAGGAGAAGCCUAUUUAAGGAGAUUUUGUUAAGAACAAAGUUUGCUUGGGUGUAUCUGAACAUUAUUUUUCAGUGAUUAUUGGACUGUCUUAAGGGAUAUAAUAUUGUCUUUCUUCUGCCUUUACAAGUAAUGUAUUUUACUGAGAGACAGUUGUAGCUACAUUAAAAGUCAUUCUUUCCAGUUUUCCUUUUCUGUAAUUCAUGUUCAUUUUAGGAUUUCCAUGUUGUGCCUUAUUCGUUCUUGUAUUUCUUAAUUUUUGAAUAUGUUUUCACUUCCCACUCUUAAUCACCCCUGAUCAAACUAUUUAUGCUAAUUUUAUUAUUUCUGCUUUUUAUUAUUACAUAUAAAGUUCAAAGAUUUCUCCCCCAUGCACUGGCUGAUUAAUCUUUUCCCUAUAACAAAGUCAUCACUAGGUAUAUUUCAAUAAUUUGAAAUUCAAAAUAGGAAUUCUGUUUGGACAGUAUUCUAAAACGUAUUUGUUUGCAUUUGUUUUCACAUAGGAAUAGAUAGGUGAGUUUAUAAGAAAAUAUAAAAUAGGAACACUAAAUCUUCAUAGCAGAUAAAUUAAGGGGAUGAUCAAGAAAGACUUGCCUACUUUUUUUUUUGAAAGACUUGUCUACUUAAUUGUUUCCAGAGUUUUUAAUUUUAAAUAUCAGAGCCUUUUACACAUUUAAACUUUAAUUUAAGGUUAAGAGAAUCACUAAAAUGUUAGUAUCAUCAAAAAUUUUAAAGGUUAUAAAAAUUUAGGAAAAUGUGUUUCAUUUAUUAAACUAAAAAAUGCUGUAAUAAUAAUAUUGCUUAAAAUGCAGAUAUACAGAUAUAAUAAGGGUGGGAAAGGGGAACUAAGAAAGUCAACUGAGAACAUGACCAAGUCAUUUGUUUUUCAUCUAAACAAUAAAGCCAUGAUUUUGUGUUAGGCUGAACCAACAUUUUCUAUUGGAGUGUACCUGGUUCCCUAUGUAAGCAUAUGAAAAUUGAGAUGGGGAAGAAAUUUACAUGUCAGCACAUUUGGAGUUUAGGCAGUCCUUAUUUUAAUUUUAUUUGAAUAAAUUUGUCCAUCACUUA
Camelus dromedarius (Arabian camel) is the source of this 2674-nucleotide messenger RNA. It is a transcript of the gene TMEM17, whose product is annotated as transmembrane protein 17. Bases 93 to 689 code for a protein of 198 amino acids. NCBI's taxonomy places the organism in Eukaryota, Metazoa, Chordata, Mammalia, Artiodactyla, Camelidae. Gene Ontology annotation, cellular component: ciliary transition zone. The transcript is spliced from 4 exons. Gene Ontology annotation, biological process: non-motile cilium assembly. The record is from RefSeq and is a predicted model, not a curated record.